Kluyveromyces lactis is the source of this 1074-nucleotide messenger RNA. RefSeq lists its product as uncharacterized. The coding region runs from base 1 to 1074 and encodes 357 amino acids. The record is from RefSeq and is a predicted model, not a curated record. Gene Ontology annotation, biological process: regulation of transcription by RNA polymerase II. Gene Ontology annotation, cellular component: transcription regulator complex; PcG protein complex. The transcript has a single exon. Lineage: Eukaryota; Fungi; Ascomycota; Saccharomycetes; Saccharomycetales; Saccharomycetaceae. Gene Ontology annotation, molecular function: DNA-binding transcription factor activity, RNA polymerase II-specific; RNA polymerase II cis-regulatory region sequence-specific DNA binding.
AUGUCUGUUGUCGAACAAAAAAUGCCACUAACGAGUGGAAUUGCAUGGGGUUCCAGCAGUAAUAGCUGUAAUAACUCCGCUACUGAUAAUAUCCACGCUAAUAUCAAUUUCAAUGGUAACUUGAACAAUGUAACUAAUUCCAACAUCGUUCAUGAUCAAUACGGAGCACCGGUACAUCAAAGCUAUAGCAUAGUGGCUUCCACAAUUGGCCAAAAUACUUCGAGGCCGGUUCUACCACCUCUGCAUAUGGCUAUCCAUAGCCCUUAUGGGGUUCCUCCUAUGAUGGGGGCUACACACUCUUCAUCAUCUACUGCAUCAUCACUAUCUAUUUCUUCUAUGGCGACAGGAUCGUCACCCUUGUUACCAUUAGUUCUUCCACCUCCUACAGCAUCAGCCGAACUACAAGCCAAAAGAUCAUUAGAUAGGUUCUUAUUCACAGGACCAGACCAUAAUCAAGUUCAAACCCAGACUCAAAUUCAUAACCCAAGUCAAGGUCAUUACUUCAUUGGUUCUGAACCUUUACUCCCUCCCACUCAUCAACAAAAGCCCAGUUUCUCGAGCUCGACUUCUUCGCUUUCCAAUGGUGAUGAUGUAAAAGUAGAGACAUUGGAUUCGGGGAAAAAUAACGUAAUCUCCAAUAAUGACAUUCCACGCUCCAACAUUGCUGGCUCAAUGAACUCUUCCACAUCAACCUCGCCUUCUUCUUCUUCGUAUUCUACUCCAAUUGCUUCGAAAAGUAAAAGGUCUAGUCGGCAAGACCGUAAACCAAAGGCAAGUCAACAGCAUAAAAUCUCCAACACAGGUAAACAGUCGAACACUAAAGACUUGCCAUUAGCUGAAAGGAGAAAAUACAUCUGUAAGAUUUGCUCCAGAGGGUUCACUACAUCAGGUCACCUUGCCCGUCACAACAGAAUUCAUACCGGAGAGAAGCGUCAUCAAUGUCAGUUCCCCGGUUGUAAUCAACGAUUCUCAAGGCACGAUAAUUAUAUACAACAUUACAGAACCCAUUUCAAGAAUAACCCAAUGCCCGAGGAACAACAGCCUUCAAUAAAUACGCGGAGCUUGAUACCAUGA